Molecule: messenger RNA, 645 nt
Organism: Phanerochaete carnosa HHB-10118-sp
Lineage: Eukaryota; Fungi; Basidiomycota; Agaricomycetes; Polyporales; Phanerochaetaceae
Exons: 1
Coding region: 152-343 (63 amino acids)
Source: RefSeq, a predicted model, not a curated record
ACCAUCAGGCGACGGCCACGACCAUCAGCAGCCACUGGCGACCCGCGAGUGCUUUUCCCUCUGGCUGCUGUGCAAUCGGCUCUCUAAUAUCCGUGGGCCUCGGGAUCGCUAGGGCGGGUGGGGCGUGCGCUUUUGCGUCAGCUAAUCGUAGAUGGCGUUCACCGGACGCUGCACGUGCUCCCCACCGAGAAUUUCCGAAAAACCUCUCAAGGGCCACCGAUUACGCGAAGCAACACCGACGAGGCGGGGCGGCGGCGGCGGGGGCGGCGAUCACAAAGCAACAAGCGCGCCCCUGAGAGAAGAGGGUGGGCCUGCCGCCGGGACACUUUCGGCACGACGAUGACAUACCACAAAUGCGAAAGCGCGCGCGAGAUCCCUAUUAAUUGCACGAGAUCCCGGAAAGAGACGCCAGAUAUAUGAUGGACGCCGUGAUGACGAUGAGCGCUUGCUGUACCCGUGAAGCCCGGCCGCCAGAGGCGCCCGCCAGCGACGCGCGCCUCCUGGCCCCAUUGGGUCCAUUCCACCGAGGCACGUCCGAGCGUUCCCCUGGCGUGAGCUGUCCCCCUUGACGCUUGCGGGGCGGGGGUGUGCGCGGGUCUCGAGGGUACGCCUGUGCUCUCAGCUUGAGCUGGUGCGUUUUUUUUU